AUGCAUAGUGCCAUAGAAAAUGCAAAAAAAAAUGUACCGGUUUAUACUAUUCAUGAUUGGUUGACCAUUUGUCGCUUAGCCAGAUCAAAUAGGCGUAAAAAGUCUUCUUCACCUUACUCUGCCCAAGAGUUAAAAUACACUGAUUUUAUGGACUUGCGAAGUUUAGCAGGAACAAUAAUGAAAAAUCGGUCGGUCGAUGAAAAUAGUGAAAAAGUUAAUUGGUUAAAAAUAAGUCAUGAGAUACGAAAAGUCAAACCCAUCAGCCAUAAAAUUUAA
Macrosiphum euphorbiae (potato aphid) is the source of this 276-nucleotide messenger RNA. NCBI's taxonomy places the organism in Eukaryota, Metazoa, Arthropoda, Insecta, Hemiptera, Aphididae. The record is from the annotation of a GenBank genome assembly.